AUGAAGGAUGCCAAACCUUAUCCAGUUGAUCCAUCUUAUGCUGACCCACCAGUCGCUGAAAAAGACUAUUCAACAUGGGGAAUAGUCAAAGCUGUUCAGUAUGGAAUUAUGGAACGAGUUGUUGAAUUGGUAGAACCAUCAGAUACUCAACUAACAGGUUAUGAUGUUAAUCAACUGGAUGAAGAAGACGUUUCACUGUUACAUUGGGCUGCUAUAAACAAUCGUCUAGCUAUUGCUCGUUAUCUUUUAUCAAAAGGUGCUAUAAUAGAUAGACCAGGCGGUCAUCUUGCUGCAACCCCAUUGCACUGGGCUAUUAGGCAGUCACACUUAAGUAUGGUACAUUUCCUGAUGCAGAGAGGUGCUGAUCCAACGUUUAUGGAUAAUACUGGUCUAGGAUGUUUUCAUGUUGCAAUACAAAUGGGAAAUAUUCCAAUUAUCGUUUAUCUGCUUGCUCAUGGAAUUAACGUAGAUGCUCGUGAUGGCAAUGGACUUACUCCAUUAAUGGUAGCAUGUAUGCAUAUACGAUCAGUUGAUGUGUUUCGUCUGUUAAUUUCAUAUGGUGCAAAUUUACGAUUAACUGAUUCACAUGAUAAUACUGUUGCACAUUAUUCAGUUCAAUUUGCAAAUUUUCAAGCUGUCUUACAAUUGGACAAAGGCGGUGUUGAUUGGAAUGCAUUAAAUAAUGAAGGCAAAACACCAUAUGAAGUUCGUAUAGUACCAUGGUUAACAGAUCGUGUGAAACAAAUGGCUACAAUACAAAGUAUGACUAAUUCAUCCGAUCGUUUUUCACGUUUAGGCUUAUCCAUGCUACAUUAUUCACCGGUAUGGCGUCAACGUAUCACUAUUCUAUUGCCACCAUUUAUUCUUAUCCUAUGUGGUCUAAUCAUUAGUUGGGAUAUUCCAUUGAUAUUGCAUCAUUACAAUGUUGUGCAUCAAUUAACAACUAUUUCAUCAUGGAUCAUAUAUUUGGUGAAAUUUAUUUUAUUAGUCUUAUUAUCAACAGUAGCACGUUUUAUUAUUGAUCGAUUCUCAGAUCAUAAAUUACAGGCUUUAAUGUUAUUCAGUUUAGCAACAAGUACAACAUUAUUAUUAACUACAACUUAUUUAUUUCAUAUAACAUUAUAUACAACGAAUCAUUGGUUGUUACAUUUCUGGUUUCUAUUCUUUAUCACUAUGUUAUGGACUACAUUUAUUAUAUGUUGUACAAAAAAUCCUGGUUAUGUCAAUGACACAACAGUGAAACAUCAUGGUCAACAUCAGCCGCAACAACAACAACACGAUACACCCAUUGCUUCACUACUUGAUGAAGUAUUAACUCAUGCGAAUGAUUUAAUCUUAGACAAUAAUAAUCAAGAACAAUCACCGCCGUUAUCAUCAUCCACAUUGACUACUAAUCCAUUACAACGUUUCUGUACAACAUGUUUUAUUCGUAAACCAUUACGAUCGAAGCAUUGUUCUACAUGUGAUCGUUGUGUAGCACGUUUCGACCAUCAUUGUCCAUGGAUUUAUAAUUGUGUUGGCAUGGAUAAUCAUUUCUAUUUUAUUGUAUAUUUAUUUGCUACAAGUGUGUCGUGUUAUUUAUUUAUCUUUGGUACAAUAUGUUACUGGCAAAAUGAAUUUAAUUGUUUGUUGAAUAGACGUACACCGAUUGAGAAAAAUGAUCUAUUAACAACCAUCUGGUCAUAUUUAUCAUGUAAUCCAUGGGUGACAUUUUGUUUUAUCAAUGCAAUUUUUUAUUCAUUUUGGACAACUUUAUUAUUUGGUUCACAAUUAUAUCAAAUGGUUUGGUUAAAUGCUACAACUAAUGAACGUAUUAACAUGGAUCGAUAUGUUGAAUUUAACAUGAACACUCAUAAUAAUAAUAGUAAUACUAAUCCAUCUUUAUCCAAUGAAAAAUUCAUAUCACCACCUAGUAAAUAUGAUCGUCCAUAUGAUCAUGGAAUGUGGCGUAAUCUAUUGGAUUUAAUCGGUUUACCAGGUUUUAUUCGUCAUUCAAAUAAACCGGUGGAUUGGCGACAAAUUUAUCAAAUUGAACAAUUGAACGUUCAAAGUUCAAUAUAUAAUAAUAAUACUGAUAAUGAUAUAAAUAAGAAAUUAUUACACGAUUGGUCAAUCUAA
Schistosoma turkestanicum is the source of this 2118-nucleotide messenger RNA. NCBI's taxonomy places the organism in Eukaryota, Metazoa, Platyhelminthes, Trematoda, Strigeidida, Schistosomatidae. The record is from the annotation of a GenBank genome assembly.